Molecule: messenger RNA, 1354 nt
Organism: Styela clava
Lineage: Eukaryota; Metazoa; Chordata; Ascidiacea; Stolidobranchia; Styelidae
Source: RefSeq, a predicted model, not a curated record
ACAGAAAGAAAGGAAUAUUUUGUCGUCUAUCGAGCGAUUAUGUUUCUAUAUUGUUUGAUUUGGGCAAUUUAUGACACCAACUUUUGCGUUAGUUCAUAUCCUGGGUACUAUAUUACCCAUCUUUCGAGCUGGGGAGAGUGGACCCUCGUUGUUCACUUCGGAUUGGCAUUAGCCGUCUCGAUGUUUGGACUAAUUCAAGAUUCCGAUUUUUGUUUUAAAAACAACCUCGAACGAACAAUCUGUUGUGGUAAUGGGAACACUUGUCAAAUAAAUGAUAUUAAAUGGUUCCACAAUUUAUGCUGGGUGGUAAUGACAGCAGCGUCCGGAGUUUCUUAUAUUGUGACCAUAUCAUAUUGGUGCUUCUCCGAUAACAGGAUGUACUCAAUCGCUGUGAAUACUCACCGACAUAUCAUGAAUUCUGUGUUGAUGACAAUGGAUCACCUACUAAGCAGAGUGCCUACUCGAUAUCUUCAUUUUGUUUAUGUUUCUUUGUAUGGGGCAGUGUAUACUUUGUUUACAGUGAUACUACACCUAAUUGGCAUUCGUCCUAUGAAAUACUCAGGCACACUAGACUGGACAAAGAGUCCUGAAAUUUUCAUAGUAGUUUCAUUAGGUUUGGUCACGGUAGGGGCUUGCGUGAUUCACUUUAUCACCUUUACCAUUUUUAAACUAAGAGAUUUGACUCAUUAUAGACUUCGCACGUCUCAGACUAAGAAUGCGUUAUUUAGCGACACGUCUAGCCAUUCGAAUAAAGAUAUUAAUGCUAACGAAAGAUCACGAAUAUUGCAAUAAUUGCCAAACAAACCCCAAUCUAUCAACAAUGUAAUAGAAUAUGGUUCAGUUUACCCAUCAAAAUGAUAAUUUAAAAGGACCUCCAGUAGUAUGCGCAUCGAUAUGGCGCACAACCUGAACUUAGUAUGUGUGUACCGGUUAGGAUUCAGGAUGUGCGACAUCUUGGUGCGCAAACAUCUGGAGCACCAUUUCAAAUUAAUGAUUAUUACUUUUGUUGUGCAUUUACGUUAUAGCUUGUUGUUUUCACACUGACUAGAUUUGUGAUUAUGAUUUCAUAAUUGCUCCUUGAUUUUACCGUAAAUAUAUACGUUUUGCUUCUCCGCGCGCUCAUUGUAUUUUGGAUUAUACCAUACCACAUAAAGCUGUGUUUAACUGGCGUCUUGCUUUGCUGUACAAUGAACUGUAAUAUAUUUGUUUAUUAGUUAUAUGGCAAUACGCAAGACAUCACAGCCUUGGCUUGGAGGAUGAAGUUUUAAAAUUUGCAAGAAAUUACGUCUUAUAAUAAUCUUUAAGAUAUUCGGUGGAAAUGUACUAAUGUAUCUAGGCUUGCACGUAAUUUACG